Chinchilla lanigera (long-tailed chinchilla) is the source of this 2595-nucleotide messenger RNA. RefSeq names its product zinc finger protein 324A. Lineage: Eukaryota; Metazoa; Chordata; Mammalia; Rodentia; Chinchillidae. The record is from RefSeq and is a predicted model, not a curated record. Gene Ontology annotation, molecular function: RNA polymerase II cis-regulatory region sequence-specific DNA binding; DNA-binding transcription factor activity, RNA polymerase II-specific. Gene Ontology annotation, biological process: regulation of transcription by RNA polymerase II; central nervous system development. Gene Ontology annotation, cellular component: nucleus.
UGGUGCGCGCGGGGGCGGGACUUCCGGCGUGCGGGACUGUCACCUCGCCUCGGGGCGUCCGGGCCGGCCCGGCGGUCCCCGUGGGCUGGAGGGGCGGCUCCUUCCGAGACGCUGGAAGCGUGAUGGCUUUCGAGGAUGUGGCCGUGUACUUCUCCCAGGAGGAGUGGGUACUCCUGGAUAAGGGCCAGCGGGCCUUGUACCGACACGUGAUGCUGGAGAACUUCGAACUUGUGACCUCACUGGGAUUUUUUUCCUCCCCACCUCGUGUGGUCAUCCAGCUGGAGCGUGGCGAGGAGCCCUGGGUUCCCAGGGGGAAGGACUCCAUCCUGAGCAGGAAUACUCACAGGAGGCUGGGCUUUGGUUCCUGUUGUGUGGCCCAGCACACAGGCAUCUCGAGAGAAGCCACAGCACCAACAGCCAGCCCAGAGGCCUCCCCUGGCGCCUCCCCGGGCACUCUUGCUAGUGUCCUGCCAGGCACCACACCAUCUCAAGAGAGGAAGCCCACGGGAGUGUCGGUGAUCUACUGGGAGAGGCUCCUGCUGGGUUCGGGGCUCCGGCUGAGCUCCCCACGGAGCGGCGGCGGGCCCGGGGAUAAGGACCUAGAGCAUCGGUCAUCAGUGCCUCAAGUGUCCCAGGACCAGGACCCAGGGGAUCCCCGCAUGGCCUGGGAAUUAGGGCUAGGGGAGGAGCCUGGGGAGCCAGGCCCACUCCUGGGGGACAAGCCCUUCGAGUGCAGGGCCUGCAGCAAGGUGUUCGUGAAGAGCUCCGACCUGCUGAAGCACCUGCGCACACACACCGGCGAGCGGCCCUAUGCGUGCGUGCAGUGCGGCAAGGCCUUCAGCCAGACCUCGCACCUGACGCAGCACCUGCGCAUCCACAGCGGUGAGACACCCUACGCCUGCCCGGCCUGUGGCAAGGCCUUCCGACACAGCUCCUCGCUCGUGCGCCACCAGCGCAUCCACACGGCCGAGAAGGCCUUCCGCUGCGGCGACUGUGGCAAAGCCUUCAGCCACGGCUCCAACCUCAGCCAGCAUCGCAAGAUCCACGCGGGGGGCCGGCCCUACGCGUGCGCGCGCUGCGGCCGUCGCUUCUGCCGCAAUUCGCACCUGAUCCAGCACGAGCGCACGCACACGGGCGAGAAGCCCUUCACCUGCGCGCUCUGCGGCGCUGCCUUCAGCCAGGGCUCCUCGCUGUUCAAGCACCAGCGCGUGCACACGGGCGAGAAGCCCUUUGCCUGCACGCAGUGCGGCCGCGCCUUCAGCCACAGCUCCAACCUCACGCAGCACCGGCUGCUGCAUACGGGCGAGCGGCCCUUCCGCUGUGCAGACUGCGGCAAGGCCUUCGCCAAGGGCGCCGUGCUGCUCAGCCACAGGCGCAUCCACACGGGCGAGAAGCCCUUUGUCUGCACGCAGUGCGGCCGGGCCUUCCGCGAGCGCCCUGCACUUUUCCACCACCAGCGGAUCCACACGGGCGAGAAGGCCCUGCGGAGGUCCAGGGCCCGGCUUCCCCUGGUGACGGGGGCAGCAGAGAAGGAGACCAGGGCUCAGGCCAGCUCUGGCCCCGCCCAGGCCUGAGUCCCUUUGCACAUGGUGGCAGAUUGGCCACAGCCCAUGCUUCUACCCUCAGAGGUCGCGCUGCAGAGACAUCAGAGGUUCAUCCAGGCGCUGGGCUGGCCCUGCACCUGGACUGCAGUCAGGGCCUGCAAAGGCCAGUGGAGCAAGCUCUGGCGCUUGUUGAGUGCUUUGUGGAACUGGGAGCCUGGACCGACCUGUCUGCGCUAGCAUGCGCUAGCGGCUGGGCCCAGGCCUUUGCCAUGCGGGGAUUCCCUGGGGCCUGCCCAGCCCUCUGAAGGCUUCUGAAUGGGAGUUAGAGGGCUGGCCUGGGCAGGUGGCUAGGUUCUGAGCCUCAGCUUCCUCCUCUGUGCAAAAGAAAAAAUUUGGGUCCACCCUGGUAGUAGGAUCCUGAUAAGGUCUUACAUGUUCACCAGCAGCCACUGGAAAUUUCCUCCUGUGAGCCCUGUGCUAGUAUCUAUUCCCACUUAAAAGGUGAGGGAGGAGAGGGGAGGGGAGCUGCCCAGGGCACACAGCAGAACCAGACUAGAACUCAGGCACACUGGCCUGGCUCCCUGGGUGCAGCAGACUCCCAGGAGGUGGAGGCCUGUGGGAGAUGUGGCUCUCAGCUGUAGAGAGACAGAUCAAGGGUGCUGCCCUGGCUGUACCAUUCAUAUCCUCACCCAGCCCUGUCACCAGCUCCUGAGACCAAAAUCAGUGUCAAGAACCCUUUAUAUCUAAGUCUGUGGUAACUUCGGAGGGAAGAGGUCCAGCUGCUCGUUUUUGCUGGGUUGUUGGCCACAAGUCCCCUGAUCUCCCCCACGGCUGGAAGGUGGCACUGCUGAACAGGGAGGACUUGCCAUUACCUAAGACUGGUCUGGCUCUUUGGAGCUUUGGGGACAGAUGGGUGGGGUGGUGGCCUAGUUUGCCUCUUCUGUCCUGUAGCUGAUCGGGUCUGUUCCUGCCUGAGGCCUCAGUGCUGGGGAAGUUAAUGAUCUUUGGACUGGGAGGAAAAAAAAGACUAGUAUUUACAACUUGGAAUGGA